This is a messenger RNA of Mixia osmundae IAM 14324, 537 nucleotides long. RefSeq lists its product as uncharacterized. The record is from RefSeq and is a predicted model, not a curated record. The coding region runs from base 1 to 537 and encodes 178 amino acids. Gene Ontology annotation, cellular component: riboflavin synthase complex; mitochondrial intermembrane space; intracellular anatomical structure. Gene Ontology annotation, biological process: riboflavin biosynthetic process. Lineage: Eukaryota; Fungi; Basidiomycota; Mixiomycetes; Mixiales; Mixiaceae. Gene Ontology annotation, molecular function: 6,7-dimethyl-8-ribityllumazine synthase activity. The transcript is spliced from 3 exons.
AUGGCAGAUGCGACGAUCAAGGGCCUAACAGCCUCGACGGAGCAGUUCGAUGGCAGCGAUCUUCGCGUCCUCAUCGUCCACGCCAGAUGGAAUUGGACCGUCAUCGAGCCGCUCGUGCAAGGAGCCGUCAAGUCACUUGCUAGCCAGGGCGUCAAAGAGAGCAAGACAGCCAUCAUGAGCGUCAGCGGAAGCUUUGAGCUGCCGUCGACCGUACAAAUAGCGUUGUCCACGGGAAGGUACGACGUGGCUAUCGCCAUCGGAGUCCUCAUCAAAGGCUCGACUAUGCAUUUCGAGUAUAUCGCAGAAGCGACGACGCAGGCACUCAUGCGGGUCCAGCUCGACGCGCGCAUACCCGUCAUCUUUGGCGUGCUCACCUGCCUGACCGAGGAGCAAGCUCAAGCGAGGGCCGGUCUCACGCCAGGAGGCCACAACCAUGGUCUCGACUGGGGUCUUGCAGCAGUCGAACAAGCCGUCAAAGCCACCCGCAUAGUCGGCACACGCUCACAACAAGCAGGCGCAGCGACUCGCGCGAUAUAG